AUGGAAGUCAUGGACAAGUCAUUCAAACAGAAGGCAAAGAAUGGCGGCAUGCUGUACACCGUCAGUGACGUGCCUCCCGCCUACCUCGGCGUCAUCCUCGGAUUCCAGCACUACCUCACCAUGCUCGGCGCCACGGCCCUCAUCCCCCUCCUCAUCGUGCCGGAGAUGGGCGGCACGCCGACGCAGAUGGCCGAGGUUAUCUGCACCAUCUUCUUCGUUUCCGGCUGCAACACACUCCUUCAGACCACCAUCGGGGACCGGCUGCCCAUCGUGCAGGGCGGCUCGUUUGCCUUCUUGAGCCCCACCUUUGCCGUCAUCGGCCAGGUCAGGGCGAUGGUCGCCUCCGGAGAGAUCGGCGCGGAGGAGCAGUUCGAGCAGACGAUGCGCCGCAUCCAAGGCGCCAUCCUGACGUGCGGCUUCAUCCAGGUUGCUCUUGGCUACUCGGGCGUGCUCGGCCUGCUCACGCGCUUCAUCUCGCCGCUCACGAUCGCCCCGACCGUGUGCAUGGUUGGGCUCGGGCUGUAUACUGCCCCAAACAUUAACGGGAACUUCCAACGUCCGUUGCCCGUGCCCGGCUGCGAAGGAUAUGCCGCGGCGGUCAUUAUCUGCAUGGUAGUCUUCUCGCAGCUCCUCGGCUUCGUCAACCUCAAGAUCGGGGGAGCGAGCAUCAAGAUCUUUGCGCUCUUCCCGGUGCUGUGGACCGUGAUGGUGGCGUGGGGUAUCGGUGCCAUCGCGCAGGCGGCCGGCGGCAUGGACGACGAUUACCUCGGCGGGCGCUACGCGAUCUGCAAGACGUCGAGCCAGGUCAUCGAGGACUCGAAGUGGUUCAGGUGGCCGUACCCGGGUCAGUGGGGCGCGCCCAUCUUCGACAAGUGCGCCAUCCUGCCCAUGAUCGCCGCCAUGCUCGUCUCGAUGGUCGAGUCGAUCGGAGACUACUACGCCGCCGCGCAGCUCGCGGGCGCCCCGCCGCCGUCGGGUCCCGUCAUCUCGCGCGGCCUCGCAGGAGAAGGGCGCGUGUGGGGCCUCAUUCUCUGCGGCCUCAUCGGCACCGGCAACGGCACCACCUCGUACGGCGAGAACAUCGGCGCGCUCGGCGUCACCAAGGUUGGCUCGCGCGCCGUUGUGCAAGCGGGCGCGUGCACGAUGAUCUUCAUGGGCUGCUUCCCCAAGUUUGGCGCCGUGUUCGCCGCGAUGCCUGGCUGGCUCGUGGGCGGUCUCUACAUGUGCCUGUUCGGCCUCAUCUGCUCCUGCGGCCUCGCGCAGCUCCAGCACGUCGACCUCAACUCGUCGCGCAACCUGUUCAUCCUCGGCUUCUGCAUCUACAACGGCCUUUCGCUGGGCGGGGACCCGAGCCCCCUUCGCAUGACGGCGUGGGACUCGACUCGCAAGGGCGGCCACACGGACCCUGAGUUCACUUCGGUGUACGGCCUCCCCAAGUGGGGGUCGUUCAACCUCGCCGCCAUCUUCCGCAACUGCUCCUACCUCGACGCCGUCGAGUCCGUCACCGAGAAGCCGCACAAGCUGACGUGGCCAGAGGUGCCUCCGGAGGGGCCGAUGUCGAGCUCCGGAGACCUUUGCGAGAUGUGCUGCCCCUUCAUUCCCGCCUUUCGUCCCGCGAUCACAAAGCAAGAGGCGUGA
This is a messenger RNA of Emiliania huxleyi CCMP1516, 1638 nucleotides long. RefSeq lists its product as hypothetical. NCBI's taxonomy places the organism in Eukaryota, Haptophyta, Isochrysidales, Noelaerhabdaceae. The transcript has 6 exons. Gene Ontology annotation, molecular function: transmembrane transporter activity. Gene Ontology annotation, biological process: transmembrane transport. Bases 1 to 1638 code for a protein of 545 amino acids. Gene Ontology annotation, cellular component: membrane. The record is from RefSeq and is a predicted model, not a curated record.